GGCGGGGCGCGGGCUGGGCGUGUGCCGCGGCCGCCGGCGGGGCGCGCUCCCGCUCCGCUCCCGCUCUCCCCGCACGCACAUUGUCCGGGCGCGGCGGAGGCACAGCGCCCCGGCGCCCCGUGCCAAUGCGGGGCGGGCGCGGCACGCCGGGGGCGCCUCCACCACCGCGGUGGAAACUUCCCCUCGCCGCCGGGCCGGCGCGCGGCUGAAGCCCCCGGCGGGGAGGAGCGGAGCGGGGUUUCGCCCGCCUGGGGGGGCGCCUCGUCUACUUUGGUUUUUCCUACAUUGGAAGGGCAAAAGCGAAUACUGUUACCCGGCUUUAAACUUCCGCGCUCCGCUGUCCAGGACGCGCAUCCCGCCCGGCGGGGUGGGCGAGCCGGGGGAACUUGAACCAUUCCCAGAAGAGAGGACCCUAUUUCUCUGUGGAAGCUCGUUAGCCAUCCAGAGGGUGGUGGUGCUCCUGGAAGUCCUGAGCUGGGGUCAGCUGGAAGAUGACUGAAUACAAGCUGGUGGUGGUGGGAGCAGGUGGUGUUGGGAAGAGUGCUUUGACGAUACAGCUCAUUCAGAACCAUUUUGUUGAUGAGUAUGACCCCACAAUAGAGGAUUCCUACAGAAAGCAAGUAGUCAUCGAUGGAGAGACCUGUUUGUUAGACAUCUUGGACACUGCAGGGCAGGAGGAGUACAGUGCCAUGAGAGACCAGUACAUGAGAACGGGGGAAGGAUUCCUGUGUGUCUUCGCCAUCAACAACACCAAGUCCUUUGAAGAUAUUCACCAGUAUAGGGAGCAGAUCAAGAGGGUGAAAGACUCAGAUGAUGUUCCCAUGGUGCUGGUGGGGAAUAAAUGUGACCUCCCCGCGCGGACAGUGGAGACCCGGCAAGCGCAGGACCUGGCCCGGAGCUACGGGAUCCCCUACAUAGAAACGUCUGCCAAAACCAGACAGGGCGUUGAGGAUGCCUUCUACACCUUGGUGCGGGAGAUCCGGCAGCACAAGCUGCGCAAGCUGAAUCCCCCGGAUGAGAGCGGCCCCGGCUGCAUGAACUGUAAAUGUGUGGUAUCGUGACUAUGCUGUCUGGACCGUGUCUUGGCGAGGUUCCCACUGUGCAGUGUGCAAGGAAAGAGGUGAAGCAAAGGAAGAAGGAAACGGAUUCAGAAGAGGAGUACUGGGGGGGGAGAGGAGCUGGACGAAGAGGACAGGGGGAGCAUGAGGCCCUCCAAGGACUAUCUCUCACUUCACCCAAGCCUGUGGCAAACAACUCUUUUUUUUUUUUUUUUAAUCCCCAUCCCCUCAUCCUUUGGUCUCCUCCCACCCCGGCAACUGUACAAAGCCACAGAUUGAAUCACAGUAAAUUAUUAUUUGAUCGUCUCAACAAA
Molecule: messenger RNA, 1372 nt
Organism: Motacilla alba alba
Lineage: Eukaryota; Metazoa; Chordata; Aves; Passeriformes; Motacillidae
Gene: HRAS
Product: HRas proto-oncogene, GTPase
Exons: 7
Coding region: 492-1061 (189 amino acids)
Biological process (GO): Ras protein signal transduction
Cellular component (GO): plasma membrane
Molecular function (GO): GTP binding; GDP binding; GTPase activity
Source: RefSeq, a predicted model, not a curated record